GACCACGCUGCUGCCGUCGAGAACAGAACACCGUAAAAAUAAAAAAAAUAAAAACAUUUCUCGCCCGCACGGACGCCCGCACGCGUCUGCGCGAGGAAUUGAAUCCGACAACCAAAGAAUUUGCCGCGCGAGGAGGCCCCGCGGACUCCACGUGAACGUGAUGGCGGUGCAGCGCCACCACCACAACCACCGCCGCUGCUGCUGCUGCUGAGACGAUACCACAGACGAGAAAAGGGAGAGAGAGGCCGGUCUCCUUCUCUGUCUCUCCACUCCUUUCUCCAUUUACAGCUUCUGCAGCAGGAGACGAAGCAGCAGCAGCAGGAGAAGGAGAAGCAGCAUUAGCUGCGAGGCCGGAGGGCAGAGAAGGCGGCUUGGGCUGGGUUUCGGGCGGAGCCGUGGUUUUAACCCAGUCACUUCUUUACUCGCCUCAUCCUCACCGGUCGUCAAGAACAUCAUCAACAUCGUCGCCAUCGCCUCUCGGCGUCUCGAACAAGAGCUCGCGGCUUCGUUGAAGACCUCCUCUGCACCGUCGUCGUCGUCAUCGUCAUCGUCCAUCGUCUCCGCGAACGAGAGAGGAGGGACAGCUGUUGCCGUACCGACGAUGUCGCCUCGAUCCUCAACGUCGGCGGCACGACGUUACUGCCGCCCCCGCCGCCGCUGACAGGAGAUCGAGUCUGAGGCCUGAGCGACGCCUGGAGGUGUUGGUGGUAGACGCUCACUGCGAGCUCACCCUGAGCCUCGCCUUCACUCGGAGCUCUGGACCCCGUGACCUGACCCCCUGACCGCGACCCCCUGACCCCGGCCAGCAUGGAGGUCCCGCCACACGCACGGGGAGAUUCGCCCAGCCGCCGGGACAAAGGAAAGAAGAAAGGAGGAGGAGGUGGUGGUGGAGGAGGUGGAGGAGGAGGUGGUGGUGGUGGUGGAGUACCAGGAGACGAGGGCGACCACAGGAAAUCCAAAUUUCAGAACAUAAAGAAACUCAUGACAGACGAUAUGUCGCUGUUGGACCGUUUCUCCAGCAUCCGGAUCGCGGGCAGCAAGCGAGACCGCCCGGCCGUGCCUUCCUCCCGGCACCAGCCCAGCCUCGGCCACGAGCAACCUCCGCCCUCGCCGAACCCCUUCCAGCCCAGCGUCUUGUCGGAGAAGGAGGUGCUGGCGCUCUUCGAGAAGAUGAUGGAGGACAUGAACCUGAACGAGACUCACAAGGCGCCGCUGCGGCAGAAGGAUCUGGUGAUCAAGCGUGAGAUGGUGAUGCAGUACAUCAACGCUGCAGCGAAGUCUGUCAUGGGCUUAAAGAGCCGGAGCGACCAUGCCCUCACCUCGUCGCAGGAGUACAUCCACGAGCUGCGUGCCGGCAUCCAGGACGAGCGGCUACUCGGCUGCCUCGAGUCUCUGCGCGUCUCGCUCAACAGCAACCCUGUCAGCUGGGUGGAAAAUUUCGGGCACGAAGGCCUUGGACUGCUCCUCGACAUGCUCAACAGCUUGCAGAACUCGCACAAACCUGAGAACAUCACGAGGAAGAACCAGCAUGAGAUCGUGCGGUGCCUCAAGGCCUUCAUGAACAACAAGUAUGGGCUGAUGCGCAUGCUGAGCGAGGAGCAGGGCAUCCUCCUACUGGCGCGUGCCAUCGAGCCCGCGUACCCCCCCAUGAUGGCCGAUGCCGUCAAGCUGCUGUCGGCGCUCUGCAUCCUGGAGGAGGAGAGGACUCACGAGCGGAUCCUUGAGGCGCUGACGCAGUGCGGCGAGCAGGAGAACCGCGAGCGCUUCAGCACCAUCGUCAAGGGCCUGGGCCAGCGGCAGGGCCUGCAGCUCAAGGUCGGCUGCAUGCAGCUCAUCAACGCCCUCCUCACCUCCGUGGACGAGCUCGACUUUCGGUUACACCUGCGCAACGAGUUCAUGCGCUGUGGCCUCGUCGACAUUCUGCAGGAGCUGAGGGACCUGGAGAACGAGGAGCUGGACGUGCAGCUGCGAGUGUUUGAGGAGAACCGCGAGGAUGACUUUGUGGAGCUCUCUCACCGCUACGAGGACAUCCGCUUCGAGCUGGAUGACGUGCAGGAGGUCUUCCAGAUCGUGUCCAACAUUGUGAAGGACACGUUGGCCGAGCCAUACUUCCUGUCCAUCCUCCAGCACCUGCUGCUGAUCAGAAACGACUACUUUGUCAGGCCCCAGUACUACAAGCUCAUCGAGGAAUGCGUCUCGCAAAUCAUCCUGCACCGGAACGGAGUGGACCCCGACUUCCGGCACGGAAAGCGCUUCCAGCUGGAAGUGGAGCACCUCGUCGAUGUGCUGGUGGACAAGGCGAAGGUGGACGAGAGCGAGAGCAAGGCUGCCGAGUUGGCCAAACAGCUCGACGCGGAGCUGAUGGCGCGGCAGGAGGCGCAGGUGACGCUGCAGAGGCGCGAGGCCGACUUCGAGGCGCGCCUGCGAGAGCUGGAGGCCGAGAACCAGCGGCUGCGCCAGCAGCAGGGCCAGGGCAUCCCGGGCGGUCCCAUGCCACCGCCUCCGCCUCCCCUCCCCGGUGGCGCCGUGCCACCCCCGCCACCUUUACCCGGAGGCAUUCCCCCACCUCCUCCCUUGCCUGGCAUGGGAGGGCCUCCUCCUCCUCCUCCGCCGCCGCCUCCACCUGGUUGCGGCCCACCCGGGCCCCCUCCUCCGCCGCCCCCCUUUGGCAGAGCGCCCCCCAUGGGAGGGAUGGCGCCGUCGCCGCCGUCUCUUCCAGGGGCCCAGCUCCCUCACGGCCUGAAGCCCAAGAAGGAGUACAAGCCGGAGGUGGCCAUGAAGAGGGCCAACUGGGCCAAGAUCCGCCCGCAGGAGAUGGGGGAGAGCUGCUUCUGGACGCGCGUGAAGGAGGACAAGUUCGAGAGCCCUGACCUCUUCGCGAAGCUGGCGCUCAGCUUCUCCUCCCAGACGAGGCUGACGGGGAAAGCCUCGGAUGCUAGCUCGCUGGAGGAAGAGCCCACUAAGAAGGAAGAGGACGAGGUGGACGAGAAGAAGUCGCUGGCGCACAAGAAGAAGGUCAAGGAGCUGAAGGUGCUCGACCCCAAGACGGCGCAAAACCUGUCGAUCUUCCUGGGCUCUUUCCGAAUGGACUACCAAGAGAUCAAGAGCAUCAUCCUGUCCGUGGACGAGGAGCGAAUAACAGAGUCCAUGAUCCAGAGUCUGAUUAAUCAGCUGCCCGAACCGGAACAGCUCAGUGCCCUGGCCAGCCUGAAGAACGAGUAUGAGGACUUGUGCGAACCGGAGCAGUUCGGCGUUGUCAUCAGCUCGGUGAAGAGGCUACGGCCACGGCUCAACGCAAUCCUCUUCCGGCUGCAGUUCGACGAGCAGGUUGCCAACCUGAAGCCGGACAUCGUGGCAGUGAGCGCCGCCUGCGAGGAGAUCCGCCGCAGCGACAGCUUCUCCAAGCUGCUGGAGCUCGUGCUGCUCAUGGGGAACUACAUGAACGCCGGCUCGCGCAAUGCGCAGACCUUCGGCUUCCAGAUGGGAUUCCUGUGCAAGCUGAAGGACACCAAGUCCAACGACCAGAAGUUGACUCUGCUGCACUUCCUGGCGCAAAUGUGUGAGGAGAAGCAUCCGGACGUCCUGCGCUUCACCGAGGAGCUCACGCACGUUGAGAAGGCCUCCAAAGUGGCGGCCGAGAACCUGCAGAAGAGCCUCAAGCAGAUGGAGAAGCAGGUGCAGCAGCUGGAGGGAGACCUCAGGGCCUUCUCCACCACCGACGACGACACCGACAAGUUUGUCGAGAAGAUGACCGGCUUUGCGCGCGCCUCGCGCGAGACGUACGACAUGCUGGCGCUCAUGCAUGAGAGCAUGCAAAAGCAGUUCCUCGGCCUGGGGGAGUACUUCGUCUUUGACCCCAAGAAGGUGGCGGCCGAGGAAUUCUUCGGGGACGUUAGCAGCUUCCGCACCAUGUUCCUGCAAGCCGUGAAGGAGAACGUGAAGCGCCGGGAGACGGAGGAGAAAAUGCGGCGAGCCAAGCUGGCCAAGGAGCGCGCCGAGCGCGACAAGCAGGAGAAGCAGCAGCGCAGGAAGCACCUGGCCGACAUCAACCGCGCAGAAGGGGAUGAGACGGGCGUCAUGGACUCGCUGCUCGAAGCCCUGCAGUCGGGCGCGGCCUUCAGGGAGCGCAGGAAACGAACGCCCAGAGCCACAGAGGAGUGUGUGAACCUGCCUGGCCAGGCCCGGCGAUCCAUCGAUAGGUUUGGAACACUCGAGAGCAAGCGUGCCCCGCUGGAACGCUCGCGCUCGCGACACAACGUCACCAUGGCCGCAGCAGCCUCCUCCUCACGACCCCACGCGGCCAAAGAGCUCAACUUCGACGAGCCGGGGAACAACGGCGUCACGGAGGAGCGGAGGAAGGCGCCGGGCGGGCGACCGAGGGGGCACGGCGGAGGCGGUGGCGCGGAGGACAGGGACGCGGAUGCCCUCAUGGCUCGGCUGAGAGCGUUGUGACCGCCGCGUGGCAGCACGCCGCCGUGUAUUUAUACCCAUCUCCGACAUCGUCAUAUAUCGGCCACGGUCAAUCCACUGCUGGAUGAAGGACUCCGCAAUCCUGCCGCCGUCUCUCGCGGUCCUGCGGCGCGACGGUCCGCCGAGCGGCCGCACACGAAACGACCUCGUGACGGUGCGGCCUACGCCGUGGAUCUCCUCUCGGGCCUGUCCCCUCCCUUGACCGUAACCGCUCCCCCAUUAUUAAAUUUGCUACCGCCGCCGCUCUCACCCUGCCACCCACCGCCACCGCCGUUGGUUUUCCAGGCCGAGCACGGCACCACGACGGGCCACGGCGUCGGCGCCCUCCUCCAGCCCGCCGCCACCGCCGCCGCCAAAUCGGCCGUCAGCACUUCUGUUUACGCGCGUGCACCUGCCCAAGCGGAGUGUUUCCGAUCGCUCGGCGUCGUCAAAGCAAGUGUUUUGCGCCGCUGUAAAAAUCAAAACGACUGAUUUUAAACGUCGUCACUUCUGCAUCAGCAAUAAUCACUCGUGUCGCGUGCGAGUCUUACUAAACAAUCAACUUGAACGUGCAGCGAGCGGUUACUACGCGUGGCUAUUUUUUUUUCCCGUCGGAUUUUUGGUGCUUCUAGAAUUCCGCUGUCAAGCGUGUCGGACUCGCCAGCGGGGAACGCGUCACCUCUGCUCCGCCUGCGAUGAGCGAAUCGAAUCCCCGGGGGGUCGUCUUGCCCAAGACAAAAAGCGUGUUCGCCGCAGAGAUGCGCGCGCGCGUUUAACGCUACCUGAAUCGGCCCCUUUCGGGGACGAACCCGACGCAGCCGCGCUUCUUGCGGGAGACCGACCGCUGAAACUGCCUGCAUUUGCGUUUUAUACGUUUGUCUAUAAAUACCCGCGCAGUAUUACACGGAGUAGAGCGCGCGUGCGUGCGUGCGGCCCAGCAAGACGCGCUCGCGCACGACCCACGUGUGUAGCAUCGCCGUUCGUCGCAAACGCCACGGGACAGCCACCGCUAUAGACACGUGUGUACGUUCACUAAUUAUAAUCGUCCUUCACUGGAGGGCCAAUUAACGCACGCGAUCGAACGAUGUGGUGGAUUAGUAUCGGGAUAUAUAAGAUAUAUAAAUAGAAUUUGUUCUUUUUUAAUCGUUCAUUGUUAAGUUUAUUCACUAGGGCUAUAUACCGAGUAUGUGACACGUAGUGAUGCAUAGUUGUAAAUACGUCCUAGACAUGAGUGCCGAUUGUACAGCAGCAGAGGGUGUGCAGAGCAGUGCUGGGGAAAGUCUGGGCCAGCCUCUUUUUCCACUGGCCACAGCCGACCCAGGACGGGGCCGUCACGGUAAGGGGUGGUUUUCCACUGGCUAUUCGCUGCUGAGCCGAGCCGAGCCAAAAUCAAACCGUGAUACGGUGGUUGUCACAAGACAUCUGAAUCUGUCUCUUGAGCCUGACGGGACCAGGAGUGGAAGUUCUCACGCGUUCAGUGUCUGCGACAUCAGCGCCGCCGCGAGGACACGGCGUCGCGCGGCGCCUACGCGCGUCCCCACUCCGGUGCUUGUGACGUCAGCGUGCACGGCUCGGUUUCUGCAGUGGAAAAACGGCCACUGGGGCUUCGCGACCCGCACCGGGCUGCCCGCGGCACGGCUCGGAUGUGCAGUGGAAAAUGUAGGCAAAGAGUUACCUGUGGCUCUGGCAUCGUAAAACGUCACCUGCUGUGAGGCUGCUGGCCAAGAGAAAGGCGGGCGUGUGGUGUACGUGGGGUUGACCUGUCCAGCGAAAUAAGCUCUUGCUGAAAUCCCGAUAAGCUAGCGUCCCUUUUUGCCUGGAAACCGGUUUUGCGACAAACGAAAAUCACGUGUGUGUGCUGAAUGCAGGCUGACGUUUUCCUAAGAGUGUAAAGGGUUACUAUAUUAUUAUUUUAGCUACUGCUAAGUUUUGAGUCGCGGUAUAUUUGGCGCUGACAUGAGCGUGCAGUGGCAUGCGCUUACGCGUGAUGUGAUGGCAUCUGCAAUGUUUAUUUGACAUCAGAUAGCACCUUUUGAUAAUAAUAAUAAUCCUCCACGGACAUUAACGUGUCUGUGCAUAUACUCACAUUCAUGGGCAGAGGCGGGGGAGAUUUUUUGGGGCGGGUUUACAUCGCCAUUUCAGCUGCCUAACCGGGAGAUCGAAUCGAAGCGGCGACCUCUGGGAUUGCAGCUCCUCCCCGGUGUUGCUCGGCAUGACACCACAGCCGCAACCAAUCUCCCUCUCCCAUCGCCUUGACUUGCGAUGCUAUAACAACGUGGGUGGGUGUGUGCGCGCUGCGCUACGAACCCGGCGACCCGAGUUCGAUCCCCGCUCAAGGCCAACACCGGUGACGAUUAUCUGAACCGGUCCUGGGCCUCCCCUAGGUCGAC
Petromyzon marinus (sea lamprey) is the source of this 6839-nucleotide messenger RNA. The record is from RefSeq and is a predicted model, not a curated record. NCBI's taxonomy places the organism in Eukaryota, Metazoa, Chordata, Hyperoartia, Petromyzontiformes, Petromyzontidae.